This is a messenger RNA of Trichoplusia ni (cabbage looper), 4182 nucleotides long. Its product is annotated as xanthine dehydrogenase-like. The transcript has 21 exons. Gene Ontology annotation, molecular function: oxidoreductase activity; 2 iron, 2 sulfur cluster binding; FAD binding. The record is from RefSeq and is a predicted model, not a curated record. NCBI's taxonomy places the organism in Eukaryota, Metazoa, Arthropoda, Insecta, Lepidoptera, Noctuidae. The coding region runs from base 155 to 3952 and encodes 1265 amino acids.
UGAUAUACAAUGCUAUACAAACAAAUCUAUCUUUAUGAUAAUGAUUAUCUUGUCGGCCGGUAGUCCGGUAGUGUGCGCAGGGACACCGCGCGCGACAGACCUGCGCGUGCGCAGCGCAUCAAACUUUUAGUGAUUGUGAUGUUAUCGUGUUGCCAUGGAUAGAAUAAACUUUACUGUGAACGGAGAUCAUUAUUCUCUGUCUGGAACAGAAGUGAGUGCGCAGACGAGUUUGAACGAGUACCUCCGGGGCCACCUGCAGCUGUAUGGCACGAAAGCGAUGUGCCACGAGGGUGGCUGCGGCGCAUGCGUCGUGUCCGUCUCACAAGUGCACCCCGUCACUAAGGAGAAACAUGUGUUCGCUGUCAACUCCUGCCUGGUCCAAGUCCUAUCAUGCCACGAAUGGGAUAUCACAACGGUGGAAGGUAUCGGGAACAGGAGAACAGGCUACCACUCUAUACAGAACCGCCUCGCCAUGUUCAAUGGUACGCAGUGCGGGUACUGCACGCCUGGUUGGGUUAUGAAUAUGUACAGUCUUGAGAAGUCUAACAAGAAGCUUACUACGCAACAAGUGGAAAACUCAUUUGGCGGUAACAUGUGUCGGUGUACCGGUUACAGACCUAUCUUGGACGCUUUCAAGAGUUUCGCUACUGAUACGGAUCCUGAGCUGCAGGAUAAAUUACAGGACUUAGAAGACCUACACAUUACCAAAUGUGCAAAGAAAUGCAAUCGCAAAUGCAGCAGGUCAGAAGACGAGUGGUGCCUCAUAGAAGACAAUCAAGGUUCGCUGAAGGAGCUAGCAUUGGUUGGAGGAAAGUGGUUCAAGGCGUAUACUGUACAAGACGUGUUUAAGGUAUUGGCGCGUGAGGGUACCGACAAUUAUAGACUUGUAUCAGGAAACACUGGCAAAGGUGUAUACCCAAUAAACGUGGAAGCAAAGACGAUCAUAGACAUAUCAUCGAUCGAGAGCCUAAAACUGACGCAGUCUGAUGAAAACCUGAUCCUUGGUGCUGGCAUGACAAUCACUGACGUCAUGAAAACAUUCAAGGACUGGAGCAAAAAGAAUGCAGACUUCAGCUAUUUGGGAACACUAUAUAGCCACUUGGAUUUAGUUGCGCAUGUGCCUGUUCGGAAUGUGGGGACAAUCGGCGGCAACUUGGCUUUAAAAAAUCAAAACAAAGUCUUUCCGUCAGAUUUAUUUUUGAUAUUUGAAACUGUUGGAGCAACAGUUACUAUCAUGAACAGUGACCUAAGUAAGGUAGAAAUGAAAAUCAAAGACUUUAUGAAUGCUGACCUGAAGGACAAAUUAAUAUCUGAUGUAAAACUACCGCCAUUAUCGACUAGCAGCCACGUUAAAACGUAUAAGAUCAUGCCUCGUGCGCAAAACGCACACGCAAUAGUCAACGCGGGUUUCCUUUUCAAAAUGGAUACAGCAAACUUGAUCAAAUCUGCGAACAUUGUCUACGGAAACAUCAGCUCUACCUUCGUGAGAGCAUCUCAAACUGAGAAACUGCUCGGUGGACAGAAUUUGUUCUGUAACGAAGUCUUGUUAAAAGCUUUAAAGAAACUGAACGAGGAAAUAGAUCCUGUGGACGUCCCACCAGAACCAUCGCCUCUUUGCAGGAAGACCUUGGCCUUGGGUUUGUUUUAUAAGGCAGUUCUAUCCCUUUAUCCUGACGCGAGCCCGCGAUACAAGUCCGGUGGUAUCCCGCUCUCAAGACCUAUCUCCCGCGGCACGCAGACCUACGAGACUGACAAGACGCUGUGGCCUCUCAACCAACCUGUGCCGAAACUGGAGGCGCUUUCCCAGUGUGCAGGAGAGGCUACCUACUCUUGUGAUGUAAAUCUCGGCGCGCGCGGCGUUCACGUCGCUUUCGUGCUGUCCGACGUGUGUCGUGCCGAAAUAUUGGAGAUAGAUGCUACUGCGGCUCUGAAAAUUCCAGGCGUCAUCGCAUUCUUCUCAUCAAAAGACAUUCCCGGAAGAAACUCCUUCACUUCAACAGCCGUGCCUUGGAUAGUUGAAGAUGAGGAAAUCUUCGCGUCAAAGAACAUUCUAUACCACGGCCAGCCUAUAGGAGUAGUGGCAGCAACGUCAGCUAGUCUGGCUCUGACUGCUGCCGAGCUGGUCAAAGUUAAAUACAAGAAGAAGGAUGAGAAACCUGUGCUGGAUAUCAAAGAUGCUUUGACAGCUCCUGAUAAAGAUAGAAGGAUCCGUAAAGAAGUCGACGUGGAAGCGAAGGACAAAGGCACGGACAUCCAGCAUACGUUCACAGGCACCUUCUCCGUACCCUCACAGUACCACUACACGAUGGAGACCCAGAGCUGUUCCACGCACGUGUCUGAAGAAGGAAUCUUAGUGCGGUCUGCUACUCAGUGGAUGGAUCUCAUUAAUGUUGCAGUAGCCAGAGCACUUAAUAUUGACGAGAAUAAGGUCCUUGUGGAAGUCUCCCGUCUAGGCGGCGGCUAUGGCGGCAAGGCGUCGCGAUCUUCACUCAUAGCCUGCGCCAGCGCACUCGUCACUCACAAGCUCAACAGGAACGUGACGCUUACUAUGCCUAUUGUGCAUAACAUGAGGGCUAUCGGCAAACGCUCCAACUGCCAGUUUACCUACGAGUGUGGUGUAAACAAUGACGGCUUGAUCCAGUACCUCAACGUGACGUACUACUCCGACGGGGGCUGUAGCUUCAACGACAACUCGACGGGAGACAUCGUGACGUCAAUCACCAACCUUUACAGCAGCGACCGGUUCAAAGUGACCGGGUACAGCGUGCUCACUGACAAGCCGAGUGGGACCUGGUGUAGGGCACCUGGUACAACGGAGGGUAUGUCUUUCAGCGAACAUAUAAUGGAGCGAAUCUCACAAAUAACGGGGAAGGACCACGUCGACGUCAGACUUACAAACCUAGCACCAAAACAUGACGUCAUAAGAGACAUGAUAAUGUCAUUCAAAAUGGACACAGAGUUUAAUGACCGAAAAACCGAAAUAGCUAAUUACAAUCAACAGAAUGCUUGGAAAAAACGAGGAUUGAAGAUCUCCUUAAUGUCCUAUCCUAUAGGUUACUCAUGGAACUACCCCGUAACUAUAUCAGUGUAUCAAGCAGAUGGGACUAUAGCCAUAUCCCACGGCGGUAUUGAGAUGGGGCAAGGUAUCAACACGAAAAUAGCUCAAGUGUGCGCAUACUCCUUAAAAGUUCCUUUAGAGAAGAUCACAGUGCGGGGUGCCAAUAGUUUCGUAUCUCCAAAUUCUAUGGCAUCCAAUGGAAGUUUAACUAGUGAUUCUGUAGCGUACGCGACACUAAAAGCUUGUGAAGAUCUGACUAAGAGGUUAGAACCAGCGAAGAAGGAUCUGAAUGAACCCACUUGGGAGGAGGUCAUCAAAAAUGCGUACGAGAAAGGUAUAAACCUCCAAGCUUCCUACAUGACGUCACCCAAUGACGGGCUGGUCGGCUACAAUGUGUAUGGCGUAUGUGCAGCUGAAGUAGAACUGGACGUCUUGACUGGCAACCAUGUUAUAAGGAGGCUUGAUCUCCUCGAAGAUACUGGAGUCAGCAUGAGCCCGGAGAUUGAUGUUGGACAGAUCGAAGGUGCCUUCAUAAUGGGCGUAGGUCUUUGGACUUCCGAAGAGUUGAAGUAUGACAAGUAUACCGGCAGACUGCUAACAGACCGAACGUGGACUUACAAGCCACCAGGAGCUAAAGACAUUCCCGUUGACUUCAGAAUCAUGUUUAGAAGAAACUCUGUUAAUACGGCUGGAGUUUUGAGGUCUAAAGCUACUGGUGAACCAGCCUUAGUUCUCAGUGUCGCCGUAAUAAAUGCACUCAAUGAAGCAAUCGCUGAUGCCAGGACAGAGUUUGGGUAUCCUAAAAAUGAAUGGGUAGUUGUAGAUACCCCGUACACGGUAGAACACAUACUGGCCGCGAUAUCGCCGAAGAUAGAGAGCUAUAAGUUAAAAUAAAUUAAUAUAAUAAAAAGUUUUAUCCUCUCUCGUCAAGUUACAUUUAUACAAUCAUUAACGUGUACGGGGCAGGCGUCUCAUUGUUGCGGCGUUUUGCCUGCCGUCAGAUGAACCCUGCCUUAAAGCCUAUUGGGAAGAUUUUAAGUAUGGAGUUUUAUGCACUAGGAUCGAUAUCAAGAUAUAAUAUAUUAUUGUAUACGUAUGUUAAUAUUUAAUUAAAUAAAAAAAAA